Molecule: messenger RNA, 2617 nt
Organism: Hyposmocoma kahamanoa
Lineage: Eukaryota; Metazoa; Arthropoda; Insecta; Lepidoptera; Cosmopterigidae
Product: RUS1 family protein C16orf58 homolog
Exons: 9
Coding region: 122-2080 (652 amino acids)
Source: RefSeq, a predicted model, not a curated record
AAUCUUCACAGUCUUCUCAAAGUUUUUACGACAAUGUUUAUAAACUAUUAAGCCUUUGCCGGCAAACAGGUAAAAUGUGGUAACAGAAUAUAUGUACCUAUAUAAUUUAUAAGUUUUAAAAAUGUACGUGUUUCGGGAGGGUCAAAUCGUUUUGAAAGAAAAAUAUGGCUCGAGCUCCACACCGAAGGAAAGGAUUUACGUAAAACCUCCAGAUCAACCGAACGUGGUCGUGUGGGAUGAAAAAAAGCUUAGUGAAGUAUACAGUUGGCUGAAGCACAUAUUCUUGCCUCAAGGCUACCCAGACAGUGUGAGCCGCGAUUAUAUUACAUACCAACUUUGGGACACAGCUCAAGCAUUUUGCAGCACCAUUACUGGUACUUUAGCCACUCAGGAGGUCCUUAGAGGGGUUGGGGUAGGGGAUACUGCAAUCACACCUCUUUCUGCCACUAUCACGUGGGUCCUCAAAGAUGGAUGCGGACAUAUUGGCAGAAUCGUCUUUGCUUACAGCCAUGGUUCAUAUCUAGAUGCGUACAGCAAGAAAUGGAGACUUUACGCAGAUGUACUUAAUGAUGUGGCCAUGUGUAUUGAAAUGUCGUUACCCAUAUUCAAGCAGUUGACUACAUUUGCGUUAUGUGUAAGCACUGUCAUGAAAGCUAUCGUGGGCGUAGCAGGUGGGGCCACCAGAGCAGCAAUGACUCAACACCAUGCCAUCAGAGGCAACUUGGCAGAUGUCUCUGCAAAGGACUCUGCCCAGGAAACAGCUGUCAAUCUUAUUGCAUCUUUGACUGCGAUUUUGAUGCUCUAUAUAUUUGGGAACUCAGUGCUGAUUUUUAUUAUUAUGGUUAUACUUCACAUAACGUUCAACUACUUCGCCGUGCGAUCAGUGUGUUUGCGAACGCUCAACGAACCACGCUUUUUGCAAGUGAUUGACUCUUACCUUAAACACGAAGUAAUUUUGAACCCUUGUGAAAUCAAUCGUCAUGAACCGGUUAUAUUUUACCAGUUGGGCGCUAACUAUUUAGACCUAAAACUAUGCGGCUUCAAAAUAAAAUUAGGAGCUUCUAUCAAAAAAGUAGCACAGCACAAUACAGCAGCAGCGCAUAUAAGCAGGAUAAAAGAUAUCUACGGGUACAGGAAGUACAUUUUAUACCCGAAUGUGAAUAACCGAGAGAUCUACAUACUUCUAAAGGAACACAUUACGACUGAUGAUAUUUUGUGCGCUUAUUUCCACGCUGUACUAAUGUCUAUUAUAAUAUGCGCUAUCAACAAUGUUAAUUUGGCUGUCUAUCGUAAAGGGAAUGACAUAGACCCGCGUCCUUUUGCACAAGUGUGCUACACCUUACAAGCCAGCCAGUGGCCCCGUAUACCAUUGGAGAAAGUUGGAUUCAGUGGAUUCGCCUACGAUGCGUCCUAUGAACUCAUGUCGUAUGUCGACCAAAUCGUAUCAAAGGAAUGGAUCAGAAUGCGGGCUGGACUUCUGCAAACUGGCUGGGACGUGAGCAAACAUCUAAUCAUAACUGACGAAUGGCGCGUUCAUAGUCAUGUAAUAGAACAUAAAGAGAUCCGCGUUUGCCAACACGAUGCGAAUGACGAUCAUUUGUCUACCACUUUAACACGAAUGAAAGGAGUAUUCAACAACGUCGAUGGCAUUCCCCCAACAGACCUGCCUGGAAACUUGGACUCAAGUCUUGGACUAGGCGAUAAAUAUGAUAAGGAAACUUUUAUCAUAGAGUCAAGCGACUGCUCAAACGAUUCCCUUACUAAAAAAGCGAAGAAUAAAAGCCUCACCGGCUUAGGGAGUAGACUAUCGUUGAGUAGUAAAACAUUACUCGGAAGCAAGAACACAUUCACGAGCAAACUGUUGGGAAGCAUUAAACCACCAGUGGACAACAGCAAUAAACACCCUGCAGAUACCAAGAAAAAUUUACUCAAUAAAAAAGAUUCACAAGAAGAUAAACUGGAAUCAAUCAAAUCGAACAAGAAGGCAGACAAGCAAGAUCUUGAAUUGAAAUCCGAAUCGACGCCUUCAAUAAAAUCUUCCAAAACAAAAAAGAAAGACGAUAGUAACUUGAAAGACUGACGCAAGCACAAUAUACUGAAUCGUUUUAUGAACCGAUUUAUGAAGCCCAAGUUGUAAACAGCUUUAAGUGUAAGGACAUUACAUGUAGACUAAUCGUGAUAUGUGUUCAAUGUUCAUAUUAAGUACAUUCCAAUGAAUCAACGUAUGUAGUUAUAUUUAUUUGACAAAUUCAAUAAAUGUGACGUAUUAUAAAUUAAUUUACUAAACGUUGCAUUUAAACAAAACAGCAUACACACAAAUAGAGUGGGAAUAUUUCUUUACUAUAUAAUACGCCUAUGAUCUUUAUUUUUUUAAUAAAUUUUCUUUCGUAACAACUUCUUCCCUCCAUCUGUAAAAAGAAGUGAGGAAUAAGGAAGAGCUAUAAGGGAAUAUAAAAUAAAAUUCAAUCUGUAUACUACAUCAUACCAUUUUAUUUUUAAGUAUUGUCAAAUUUUGAAUCGUAUGACAUAGCGACCACUUGAGAUAGUCGCGAUGUCACUUGGUACAUAAUUUAAGUAUAGUCGCCUACCAAGAAUAAUGUGACGCUGUCUACUAAAU